Molecule: messenger RNA, 1221 nt
Organism: Penicillium oxalicum
Lineage: Eukaryota; Fungi; Ascomycota; Eurotiomycetes; Eurotiales; Aspergillaceae
Product: EXS domain-containing protein
Exons: 5
Coding region: 1-1221 (406 amino acids)
Cellular component (GO): cytoplasm; membrane
Source: RefSeq, a predicted model, not a curated record
AUGCCCAGCCCAGAUCGACAGCCACAGAUUGAUGGCUUUGGCUUGACCUUUCCAUUUCCCUUGCGGGUAGCAACUCUGUUAGUGGCCGGUUUUUGGGGAUGGGCGAUCAACUUGCACUUGCUGGCCAAAACGGAUAUUGAUGUCCCAGCAUUGAUUCGAUACCCCUCCUCCUCCGCCGCCUCCUCUUCUCAGCGAUCACACCAUGCCUCUGCCUACCGAUUAGCAUCCAUCUUGACGGUUCCACUUACCCUGUGGUUGGUGGUCUUUUGGAUCGUCACCCAUUGCCAAUACGAGCUGGUCGGUCGCUAUGAUUAUAUCCCGCAAUCGGUCUUCACCGUUCUUCUCCUCAUCCUCAUCUGGCCUUUCAAUCGCGCCUCUCGCGCAGGUCGCAUCCGACUCUUGUGGACCCUAAAGCGCGUCGCCAUUGGAGGUCUUGCAGAGGCGCAGGAUGGCAAAUUUGCGGAUGUCUUGCUGGCGGAUGCUUUGACUAGCUAUGCGCGAGUCUUAGCCGAUCUGUAUAUCAGUUUCUGCAUGUUCUUCAGCGAUUUUCUGUUUGCGACAUCCAAGCCGGACCGAGGUUGUGGAAAGGACUUUAUUACGCCGCUGAUUAUCGCAAUUCCGAGCGUGAUUCGACUGCGCCAAUGUCUGACCGAAUACUUCCGCGCACGUCGCGCGACUUCGCGCCGAGAACAGAGCAAGGCGAGCCAGCAUCUUGCUAACGCAUUAAAGUAUUCCACGGCGUUCCCUGUCAUCUACCUGAACGCGAAACUCCGCAAUUACAAUCCCUUUUAUUUCCACGGCUUUAGCGAAGUGACUAUUAUCCGUCUGCUAUUCAUCUUCUCCUGUAUCAACUCUGGCUAUUCUUUCUGGUGGGACGUCGUCAAAGAUUGGGACUUCACUCUGUUCUCCUCCAAACGACUAGACCGAGAACAUCCAUAUGGACUGCGACGGCAUCGUGUCUUUUCAUCUGAUCGUUUAUAUCACGGUGUCAUCGUCGCCGACUUGCUGCUUCGCUUUUCAUGGCUCUGGCGGGUGUUGCCAGGUCUUGCGUGGCUGUCCGAGACCGAGUCGGGUCUCUUCCUCCUGAUGUUCCUCGAAGUUGCGCGACGCUGGAUGUGGGUUUUCUUCCGUGUGGAAGCGGAGUGGCUCCGCAACACGCAAGGUCCUGCUCUGGAUGAUGUCCUCCUCGGAGACUUGAGUUACAAGCUCGAUGCCGAUUAA